CGCUGCUGGAACGGUGGCCACGGCGGACGACGCAGCAGUUUUACUCGCCAGUAUAGGCGACGCGGGAACGGCAGGCACGACGGAGGCUGCGGUGCUCGAUGCAGAAGCUUUGCACGCAGGUACAGGCGACGCAGGAGCAGCGAGCUCGGCGGAGUCCACGAGAGGGCUCGCGGUGUGAUCGGCCUUGAAGGCCAGAAACUCUGAGGCGAGCUGUGGGUGGCGAAGUCGGAGGAAUUCCGCGAAUACAGCGUCCAUGAUCGCUGAGUGCCCAGGUGGGGCGGCCCCGGGUCUUGAAAACACUCGCCUUGCGGCGAGGCCCCAACUUCUCGGACCUGAGCGGUUCUAUUGAACACAGGUGGCGAUGCGGCACGAUUACUACAGGACAAAGAAAAAACACAACAAAACGGAAAUAACAAAAAGAAACAGAACAAUUAAACACUUCCAGGAAAACAGUUUGUCGGCAGAUGUACCACGAACACAGAAACAACAAAAGGAAACAAAACAAAUAAAAACUUCCAGGAAGAGCACUUAGUCGGCAGAUGUACCACGAACACAGGCCGCGCGAACAAUGGCCGGGCUAACAAAAGCCGGGCGAACAAAGACCGGGCAAUCGAGUGGUCGAUGAGCACGUCCGCACGUGACGGGUGCCUCUAUCGGAAUGACACAUAUUCUCUGCCUCAGCAGCCGGAAAUUAACGAUCAGUUCGACAAAACAAGUCCAACCUCCUUAGCUACCACUAGUGCGUCAAUAUCGAACACAGUACGAAGGAAUAAUCCCGAGACAAUCACCACGAGUCUGUAUAAAACUUUGACAACACCGAUUUUUAGAAUAGUUUCUAUACCUAAAGUGGCUACAGUGUUGAGGAACAUUGGAACGUGCAUUGUAAACGGAGCAAUGGAAUUAAUAUCAUUUUAUCUACCCGCUCCGCUGAUGCCAUUAGUCGCGUCUGCCGCCGGCUUCAUGAUACCAUUCGAGCCAGUCGUGAUGCUAAAAGAGAAAAUGCCGGUCAACAGUUACAGGAGAGCUUUGAGAACCGCUGUGAAUUCUUUCAUGGGAACCUUUGAUAAGUAUAAAGUUAACGAAGACCUGGAUCCGUAUAUGACUGGGAGAUUUAAUAGAAGAUUUAAUCGGGAUUCGAAGGAGAGGAAAGAUUUAGAAUGAUUUGAAUCUAGAUUUUAUAAAAUGUAAACUGGUUGUGUUCUUUUCCAUCUAUCAUAAGAUAAUUUUGUUUAGAGCAUAAUAUAAUAUAAUAAUAUAUUUAAUGGUUAUGCAUAUUAAAGAACAACACUAUCCAGAAGAAA
Messenger RNA from Bombyx mori (domestic silkworm), 1301 nucleotides. RefSeq lists its product as uncharacterized. The transcript is spliced from 2 exons. The record is from RefSeq and is a predicted model, not a curated record. Bases 622 to 1161 code for a protein of 179 amino acids. NCBI's taxonomy places the organism in Eukaryota, Metazoa, Arthropoda, Insecta, Lepidoptera, Bombycidae.